AAUAUUACGUUUUUUCAUUCUAUAACGAAUGGUUCUGAAACAGUUGAAUAUUCUACCAGCACUUAGAGUAUAGUAGUUAAUGUAAUUAUAUUUUUUUUUUGUAAUCUCUAUAAUUAACAAUAACUAUGACGAGGAAACCAAAUACGUUAUAUACAUAUACAUUUUCAAUUUGCUUGGUUUAUACGUUAGUCUGCUCGUCGAUAUUACCGGUAGAAUCAGCAAGAAUAUUAGCAGUAAUGACAUUUCCUGGCAAAAGUCAUUGGAAUUAUGUAAGUGCAGUACUUCGUGUAUUGACAAAUAAUGGCCAUCAUGUCACUGUGUUUACACCAUUUCUCGACGGCGAACGAGACAACUAUACGGAAAUAGAUACAUCUAAUGAUCAUCUAAAAUUUCUAGAAUGGAAUUUAAUCGAUACAAUGGAUGUAAUUGGAUCUCCAACAACGAUGGUCAAUUUCAUGAGAACUGAACGUAUAAGGAUAUGUGACGCAGUGUAUAAAAACGCCGAGUUAAAUAAAAUAAUGGAAGAAAAAGAAAAUUCUAAUUUCGAUGUACUCUUCAUUGAAACGCUGGGUUACGAUUGUGAGUUGUAUAUGGCUAGUAAGUUAAAUUUGCCUUUGAUUUAUUUGGUUACAUCGCCAAUGGCAACAAUUCAAGAACGCGUCAUUUCCGGUGACAUCCCAAAUCCAGCAACAAUUUCACAUUUAUAUGCUCAUUACGCCAUUCCUAAGACAUUUAUGCAAAGAUUAUCAAAUACAGUAUUGUUGGCUUACAAUAUGAUGUUCUUAAGCGUUGACAAAUGUAUAAGAAAAUAUAUUAUCGAUAGACCAUACAAUUGGGUGACAAACAUUGUUCAACCUUCUAUGACAUUUGUAAAUAGUCAUUUCAUAAGUGAGGCUUCGAGACCAUUUCCACCAAACGUCGUACAAGUCGGCGGAAUCCAUUUGGAACCUCCAAAGAGUAUACCAAAUGAUAUAUUAGAAUUUAUUGAAAAUUCUCCACAUGGUGUAAUUGUGUUCACAUUAGGGUCAGUUGUUAAUAUGUCUACAUCUCCUGACUAUAUAUUAAAUCCACUGAAGGAAGCAUUAGCCGAAGUUCCCCAACGAAUAUUAUGGAAAUAUGAAGCAGAAAACAUGGUGAAUAAACCAAAAAAUGUAAUGAUAAGAAAAUGGUUACCUCAACGGGAUAUUCUAUUGCACCCUAAUGUAAAAUUAUUCAUUAGUCAUGGAGGUAUGUCAGGAGUAUAUGAAACGGUGGAUGCUGGCGUUCCAGUUCUCGGAUUCCCAUUAUUUUACGAUCAGCCAAGGAAUAUAGAUAACUUAGUUAACGCUGGAAUGGCCAUAUCAAUGGAUAUUUUAACUGUGAAAAAGGAUACAUUUUUAAAAAAUGUAUUAGAACUAGUAAAUAAUGAAAAGUAUAUGCGAAACGCUAAAAUUGCUUCCGACAUAUUCAAAAACCGACCAAUGUCUCCAGAACAGUCAAUACUUUACUGGACUGAAUAUGUAAUUCAUCAUAAAGGUGCCCCGCAUUUGAUGCCUCACUCACUUAAUCUAACUUGGUACCAAUACCUUUUAUUGGACGUAAUUGCUGUGAUAAUAGUAUUUAUAUGUAUUAUUUUAUUUAUAACAUAUAUAUUGAUGAAAAUCUUUCAUAAACAUAUUAUAAAAAAUAUCAUGAAUAUUAAAGCAAAAUCUGAAUAAAAUAGUACCUAGCUUUUAUAAAUUUAAUUUCAAGUAUUUAUAGUUUUACAAAUAGAUAAUGGGUAUUGUAGAAAAUAUAUAUAUAAGUAAAAUUAUAAUUAUUAAGCGAGAGUUCGAAUUUCUGACUAGUUUGAAAUAUUAAGAGGGCAAAAAAUAAUUAACACCUUUUAGUUAGCCCUUUCAUCAUAAUGAAUAUUAUUUAUUUGUAUUGUCGUUUUGUUGUAAUACUCUUAAGUUCUCAUCCAUCUUUAACUAUUAAUUAUUCCCAUUUUGUUGUAUAAAACACUAUUAACUUCUUCAUUAUAUUUCUCUUAAAAAUGUUAUGUUUUUAUUGUUUUUUUUUUUUUUGUUUUUACUGUAAACCAUAAUAAUAUGAACCUGUCUUGUUUAUGUACGAAAUGGCUCAGCCUGUAUAUUAUAUUUUACUCUAUUAUAUUCUAAAAUAAAAAUGUUCGUUAAUUUUUAGUCUAUCAGGACCAUUUCAAAUCAAGCUAUUUUAUAUAACUAGUAACUACCCUAAUUUUAUUUAACUUAUCAAAUUGGGAUUUUCCUCUUAUGAAGUAUUGUUACAAUUACCUAAUGUAAUACAGCCGUCAGGGCAAUGGCAAAUUUCAAUAGGUCUGGGGUCAGGGUAUCCCAAUGGGACAGGCCAUCUAUGCUCUCUUCGUUUUUUCAGUAUUUCAAUUAAGAUAUUCGUUUUACGUAUUCACAUAAUUCAACGCUUUUAAUGCGUUUUUUAAUUGGUUUUUACUUUUUACUUUUUUCACAUUACCAAAAAUUUAACAUCGUUAACGAAAUUUCUUUCGGAUCUUACUUGGAAAUUAAUCCCCUCUUUUCCUUUAUUCUUUCCUUCUUUUUCGAUUAUUUUUUAAAAUUAUAUCUUUAUCUGAGCAAUUAGUACUUAGGUAUACGUCUUGUACUCUUGUAAUAUUAUCCACAACAUUACGUCAUUAGCUAGACUACUCUAUUUGCACGCAUGUAUACGUGCGUAGUACGUACACGCCUUACCUUAAAUGUAAGUACUUAGAUAAUUUAGUUACCUAUAUAGGUAUAUGAAAUAAUGUAUCAACUUUGUUUAGCAAAAAUAUAUUAAAAUGUUCUCAUCUAUUUUAAAACAUUUGUAAGUAAUUAGUAAUUUAAUUAGGUGUUAUUAUGAUAAUAUUGAAUUUGUCAUCUUACGUAUUAAAGUAUUAAACAAUAUCUUAUUUUAUCUGUGCU
Acyrthosiphon pisum (pea aphid) is the source of this 2915-nucleotide messenger RNA. RefSeq names its product UDP-glucuronosyltransferase 2B2. The record is from RefSeq and is a predicted model, not a curated record. NCBI's taxonomy places the organism in Eukaryota, Metazoa, Arthropoda, Insecta, Hemiptera, Aphididae. Gene Ontology annotation, molecular function: UDP-glycosyltransferase activity. Bases 126 to 1697 code for a protein of 523 amino acids. The transcript is spliced from 4 exons.